Molecule: messenger RNA, 2127 nt
Organism: Myripristis murdjan (pinecone soldierfish)
Lineage: Eukaryota; Metazoa; Chordata; Actinopteri; Holocentriformes; Holocentridae
Gene: adamtsl7
Product: ADAMTS-like 7
Exons: 13
Coding region: 1-2127 (708 amino acids)
Biological process (GO): extracellular matrix organization; proteolysis
Cellular component (GO): extracellular matrix
Molecular function (GO): metalloendopeptidase activity
Source: RefSeq, a predicted model, not a curated record
AUGUGGUUUGUGUUCAUGGACUUCAGUGCCUUCCUUGUGCUUGGGGAUCAGCUGUAUUGUGUCUGGGUGAUGGGGGCUCAAAUGCAGACAGCCAGCCAGACGGACAGACAGCCAGACAGGCAGAGAAAAGAUACAUUGGCGCGAGUUCCCUUCACGCUGCCUCCGCUGGCCUUAGCAAGCUUCACGGAGCUUCACGGGAUCACAGACCGCUUGUCUCUCACACAUGCUGCUUCCACGGGUCGAGCUGUCGGUCUCCUGCUGCUCACCCUGCCUCUCUGUCUUGUCUUCCCACCCUCGGGUGCUCUUUCCCGGGAUACUAAAGCCAGCCUACCACCUCUGGAGGGUUUUCAGGUGGUGAAGGGCAACUUCUCUCAGUUGUACCUCAGUGUGGGUUACCACAAGAUAGCAGAGAUCCCUGCAGGAGCUCACAACAUCACCAUACAGGAGACCAUAAAGAGCAGAAACUACCUGGCUCUCCGGACGCAAAGGGGCGUCUCCAUCAUCAGUGGUAACUGGGUGAUUGACAGGCCCGGGAUCUUCAUCGCUGCAGGAACACAGCUGACCUACCGACGGCCCAAUGAAAUCCGCUCUCGCAGUGGAGAGUCUAUCACUGCACCUGGGCCACUCACAGAGGACCUGCAUGUUUUUCUGAUCUACCAGCAGCCAGGUCCCAGAGUAUACUAUGAGUACAGCGUGCCUUCAGAAAACACACACCCCAGUCCUGAGCCAGACACACCCCCUGAUAUACUGUCCCUGGUCGAGACAGUGGGCCCAGCCGGCCCAGGUGAGGACCCGCACCAUGCCGAUGUCACCAACAAUGACAUCAUCAAGGAGAAACCCCAUCCCAACCAGGUUCCCUCCGACCCCGAGGUGAACCCUGACCCCCGGCCCGCCUACAGCUGGGCUCGGACGGGACACACAGAGUGCAGCGCCACCUGUGGCAUUGGUAGGCGCCAGGUGCUCUGGGGGUGUGUGGAGAGAGAUUCCCAGACCACUGUUCCCGUUGACCUCUGUGACCCUGACCUGCAACCCACAAACCAGGAAGAGGACUGCAGUACCCAGCACUGCCCUGCAUACUGGGACCUGGGGGAGUGGUCAGAAUGCAGCAAGAGGUGUGGGCCUGGCACCCAGCACCGCCAGGUCAUCUGCCGCCAGGUAACCCACAUCCACAGCGAUGGGACAGAGACUGUGGUUUCUGUGGCACCGGAGCUGUGCGGCUCGUCUGACAGGCCAGAAACCAAAUCUUCCUGUCAGCUGAAGAUUUGUAGCCAGUGGCAGAGACGCUCUGAGUGGAGCCCGUGUUCAGUGCCAUGUGGGGUGGGGCAGCGCAGCAGGGAGGUGGUGUGUGUGAGUGACCAGGGGGACGUGGAGGAAGAUGAGGAGUGUAACAUGGGCCUGAAGCCAGACACACUGCAGAACUGCGACAUGGGAGCCUGUGCUCGCAGCUGGUUCACCUCCCUCUGGAGCCAGCGGUGUUCUGCAGAGUGUGGUAAAGGCAAUCGAACCCGGAGAGCAAUGUGCCUGACGGAUCAUGUGACUGAUCUCCCAUUGGACAGCUGCGACGGAGAACGCCCACCUGAAGUGACAUUGUGUGACUUGGGACCAUGCCAAAAGCGCCUGGAGUGGUACACAGGACCGUGGGGACAGUGUUCUGCAGAGUGUGGGAAUGGCAUGCAGACCCGGAGUGUGGCCUGUCUUCUCCAGGAUGAUGGUCACAUGGAGGUCGUGGACCAGUUGAAAUGUUCCCACCUGCCUCAGCCAAUCAGCUCUCAGCCCUGCCAGCUGAAGCCGUGUGGCGUCCAGUGGUACGUCACAGACUGGAGCUCAUGCUCCCGCUCCUGCAGUGGUGGCUACCGCGUGCGUGAGGUGCGUUGCCUUACCGACAACAUCGUUCCAAGUGACCGCUGUGACCCCGACUCGAUCCCAGAGAGUCGAGAGGAAUGCAACACUGAGCCGUGUGUUGCCGAGAUAAACCCAUCAUGCAGGGACCAGUACCAUAACUGUAUGGUGGUGGUGCAAGCCCGGCUCUGCAUCUAUCCUUACUACAGGACUGCUUGCUGUGCCUCCUGCUCCCGGGCCACCAAAGCGUACCCCAACGCCUUCCAGAAGAACUACAUCCGCAGGUGA